AUGUUCUUCACUGGGAAUCUGGCAGCAGCCAUUGUUGCGCUUCUUGGUAUCGCCGCCUUUUACUCAUUUACCCUCGGUGGGACUUUUGACUAUGUGGUGGUUGGUGGAGGCACAGCGGGCAUUGCCCUUGCAGCACGCCUAGUCGAGCACGGCUUUCGAGUUGCCCUCGUCGAAGCAGGUGGCUAUUACGAAUUAAAGCACCCCACUGCUCGAGUGCCAGGCGCCGCUAUUCUAGGCAUUGGUGCUGACCCCAAGAUAUCAUCGCUUGUCGACUGGAAAUUCGUGGUCCAUGGGGGUGAAGGUACAGCCCAUCGCGACAUCCAUUACCCAAGGGGGAAGUGUAUGGGCGGGUCAUCAGCGGUAAACUUCAUGAUAUACCAACGACCGUCGGAGGAAGCCAUGAGAAGGUGGGCAGAACUCACCGAUGACCCAAGCUUCCUCUUUGAAAACACGCGUCCUUUCUAUCAAAAAACAACAAACUUCACACCUCCCGGAUUUCGAACGGGUGUCACAAUUCUCUACAAUGAGUCUGCCUUCAGUCCUUCGGGCUCGCCACUGCACGUGUCAUAUCCGCAAUGCACCAUGCCGUUUUCCCUUUGGGCGCAGCAGGCUUUCUCAGAGGUCGGAAUACCCGAGGCAGAAGAUUUCAAUAGCGGUUCCAUUCUCGGGCAUCAGUUCUGCGCGAUGACCAUUCGAGACACAGACCAAAGCAGAAGUAGCUCCGAGUCUGCCUUCAUUGGAGCGCCAUAUUUGAGAGAUUUGACCAUCUAUCAAAAGACCAUGGCAAAGAGAAUUUUGUUCAACAAAACUCGAGCGGUCGGAUCCCCACAACUCUUGAUGGUUUCAGGCAUCGGUCCUGCCGACUUGCUCCACCAGCAUGGAAUCAAAAUUAUUGCCGACCGUCCUGGCGUGGGUCAGAACAUGUGGGAUCAUGUUUUCUUUGGGCCUUCGUACCCGGUCGCCGUGAAUACUUUCACCAAGUUGACACAGAGCAAGGACGAGCUUUUAAUCCAGAUUGCGUAUUUCUUUUUGUGUCAAAAGGGACUCUUGACCAAUCCAUCAACCGACUAUCUUGCAUUUGAAAAGCUUCCGCCCCAAUACCGAUCGAUUCUGUCGGCUCAAGACGAGCAGGAACUUUCCUGGUUUCCGGCAGACUGGCCUGAAGUGGAGUAUCUAGCCGCUGCGGCUUAUGUAGGAAACUACUCAAAUCCCCUUGGACAGCAGCCUAGAAUGGGCCAAUAUGGAAGCAUUAUUGGCACUCUCGUCGCGCCCACCUCACGUGGGAAUGUGAAUAUUCAAUCAGCGGACAUGGCUGAUCCACCGAUUAUCAAUCCAAAUUGGUUAGAGUCCGAGACGGAUCAGAGAGUUGCAGUUGCUUCCUACAGGCGAAUCCGCGAUAUAUUCAAGACUGAGGUUAUGAAAAAGGUGCUCACAGGAACGGAGUACUUUCCAGGGCUCGAGGUCGAAACGGACGCGGAGAUACUCGAAGUGAUCAAGCAAACGAUGACGACCAUAUACCACGCUGCAUGUACCUGCAAAAUGGGGAUCAAAAAGGAUAGAAUGGCGGUUGUUGAUAGUCGCGCAAGAGUCUUCGGGGUGUCGGGUUUGAGAGUAGUGGAUGCAAGUGCAUUUCCAUUUUUACCUCCGGGUCAUCCUCAAUCCACAGUUUACAUGCUGGCUGAAAAGAUUGCAGCCGAUAUUGCAGGCUCGUAA
This is a messenger RNA of Penicillium odoratum, 1713 nucleotides long. RefSeq names its product GMC family oxidoreductase. Bases 1 to 1713 code for a protein of 570 amino acids. Lineage: Eukaryota; Fungi; Ascomycota; Eurotiomycetes; Eurotiales; Aspergillaceae. Gene Ontology annotation, molecular function: flavin adenine dinucleotide binding; oxidoreductase activity, acting on CH-OH group of donors. The transcript has 6 exons. The record is from RefSeq and is a predicted model, not a curated record. Gene Ontology annotation, biological process: secondary metabolite biosynthetic process.